AUGGGCAUCCAGGGGCAAGCCUCCUGCAGAGGAGUUGCUUGGGGCUACCAAGUCACCCUCUGCAGUGAGCUGGCAAAGCCCCUGGUCUCACAUGGUGUCCCAUCCCCUCCUCUUCAGCCCCACCAGGUCCCAGGGGGUGUCCAUUACUGUGUUAAUUUUGCUGGUAUCUUGGCCUGCCAGGGAUUCUAUCAGGAAAACCAUGCUCUUCCCUUCACUCCUGCCGGAGCAGACAGAGAGGAGGUGAAGAAGCUCACAAGCAGCAGAGAGGUCAAUGUGGCCAUCAAGGCUGUCAGCAGGGACGUGCCCAAGGCAGCUCUGCAAAGUUUGGCAUGGGAGGGCAGGAUUGUGGGGACAGAUUUUUCCCAAAGAAAAAUCCCCUCAAUUCCCAUCAAGCUGCUGCUUCUGCAGAAUGCGUCUGCCCUGGGAGCAUUGAGUUGAUACAAGGAAGAUGAUUUCCCUGUUUUUUCCUUUACUAUCUCCUCCAUUCUGCAGUAUUGCCAGGAGGGGAAUAUUCAUCUCCAUGCUGGAGCACUCUUCAAACUGGAAGAGAUGCCUGGGGGAGUUCGGGAUAGAGUCUCCAGGCAGGAAUCCCUGAUCGCUUGUAGAGUGAGGCUGAUCUUGCACAAUAAGGACUUAGAUGAGGCAACGCUGGGGUGGACCCUGACUCUAUCCUGCCCAAAUUCUGCCCUGGGCAGCGGGUAG
This is a messenger RNA of Charadrius vociferus (killdeer), 702 nucleotides long. Its product is annotated as quinone oxidoreductase-like protein 2. Gene Ontology annotation, cellular component: mitochondrion. NCBI's taxonomy places the organism in Eukaryota, Metazoa, Chordata, Aves, Charadriiformes, Charadriidae. The record is from RefSeq and is a predicted model, not a curated record. Gene Ontology annotation, molecular function: oxidoreductase activity.